Brassica oleracea var. oleracea is the source of this 1507-nucleotide messenger RNA. RefSeq names its product THO complex subunit 5A. The record is from RefSeq and is a predicted model, not a curated record. The transcript has 5 exons. Gene Ontology annotation, molecular function: mRNA binding. Gene Ontology annotation, cellular component: THO complex part of transcription export complex. Lineage: Eukaryota; Viridiplantae; Streptophyta; Magnoliopsida; Brassicales; Brassicaceae. Gene Ontology annotation, biological process: mRNA export from nucleus; positive regulation of DNA-templated transcription, elongation. Bases 65 to 1360 code for a protein of 431 amino acids.
AAUCUUGAAGGGCUGGACAAAUAAAUGUGAGGAACCGCUGUUUUAAACCAUCUCCGACGGAAGUAUGCAAUGGGAGAUGACGAAAGACACGACGAUGGCUCCGGAGAGGUCGCCGCUUGAGCUACUCCGAGAAAGCAGAUCCUCCAUCGAAGAAAUCAUCUCGAGGAUGCUGUCCAUCAAGAAACAGGGAGACCCCAAAUCUGAGAACCGCGAACUCGUCACUCAGAUGUUUCUCAACUUCAUCAACCUCCGCCAGGCGAAUCGUGCGAUUCUGAUGGAAGAAGAGAGAGUGAGAAGAGAGUCUCCAAUGGAUUUCACAGCAUUGGAGCUCCACAAUCUCACGUACGAGAAGAGCCAUUACUUGAAAGCCACCAGAUCUUCCAGAGAGUUCAAAUCCAAGUAUCCCGACAUCGAUCUCAUAUCCGAACAAGACUUGUUCAGAGACGCUCCCGAAGCAAUCAAACCUCAGAACGACACUUGCCAUGAUCAUGAUUUGAUGCUUAAAAGGCUCAACUUUGAGCUCCAUCAGAGGAAAGAGGUAUGCAAGCUUCGAGCUGAGUUGGAACAACGUAGGAAGUGUUUGCUGGAAGCUAACUCCGAGCGUAGCAAGUUUCUGUCUAGUCUCCCGUUGCAUCUCAAGUCUCUUAAGAAAGCAUCUUUGCCAGUACAGAGCCAGUUGAGUUUGCCGAGUCCGAAGAAGCUCAAGUAUCAUGAUCUAGCUGAGCUUCUUCCUCCGCCGCUUUACGUCAUGUAUUCAAAGUUCAUGGCACACAAGGAAGCUUUUGAAGAUAACAUAGACAUCGAGGUAUCCGGGUGUCUUAAGGAUGCUCAGAGUUAUGCUCGCCAGCAAGCGGAACAGAACCAAGAGAGCUCUGGUGAUGAUGGGAAAAGGCAAAGGAAGCGACCCAAGAAAGAGACUUCUGAUGAGGCAGGACUCUAUCGAGUCCAUCCUCUUAAACUUGUCCUUCACAUUUAUGAUGAUGAGACUCCAGAUCCGAAGUCGCAUAAGCUUGUUAUGCUCACGUUUGAGUACUUGUUGAAGUUGAAUCUUGUAUGUGUCGGCAUUGAAGAGUCUCAGGAAGAUAUCCUCUGCGACUUGUUUCCAGACGAUGCUGGACUUGAGCCUCCUCACCAGUCAACCAAGCUCAUUCUUGGUGAUGAUCAUGCAUUUGAUGAGAGCCGAACAUCGAGGCCAUAUAAGUGGGCACAGCAUUUGGCGGGGAUCGAGGUUUUACCUGAAAUGUCACCGUUUGUAACUGGCAAGGAUACUCAAAACAGUGAUACAGCUUCUGUAUCUGAUCACUACAGUGUGCAGACUGUUCUGAGAAGACUACGGUCUCAGAAAAAAAGGCUAAGCUAACUCUUAUGUGAUUCUUGUAUGUUUUAUUAAUGUUUUUUAUUAUCUGUAUUUGAAGACUUUCAUGGUAUUUGUAGCUCUCCACACAUUGUUAGAUUGUAAUGCCACAACAAGAACAAUCAAACAGUAUGAAUGUAGCAUAUUAGCAGA